This is a messenger RNA of Vicia villosa (hairy vetch), 1998 nucleotides long. RefSeq lists its product as uncharacterized. The record is from RefSeq and is a predicted model, not a curated record. The coding region runs from base 1 to 1998 and encodes 665 amino acids. NCBI's taxonomy places the organism in Eukaryota, Viridiplantae, Streptophyta, Magnoliopsida, Fabales, Fabaceae. The transcript is spliced from 3 exons.
AUGAUGAUUUCGGGCCCAAAACAACCAAGAAAUGACAUAGAUGUUUAUCUAAGUCCACUGAUCGAUGAUUUAAAAGUGUUGUGGGAGGAAGGGGUGGAUGUUUUCGAUGCGCAUUCUAGUGAACAGUUCAAUAUGCAUGCCAUGUUGUUUUGCACCAUCAACGAUUUUCCGGCAUAUGGAAAUUUGUCAGGGUAUAAAGUUAAAGGGCAUAAAGCGUGUCUUAUAUGUGAAAAAGACACAUGUUACCAUCAGCUUGAAAAAGGAAAGAAGACUGUUUAUCUCGGGCAUCAAAAAUUUAUAAAUCGUUAUCAUCCAUAUCGUAGAUUGCGGAAAGCUUUCAAUGGGGAACAAGAGCAUGGUGUUGCUCCAAAGCCCUUAACUGGAGAGGAAGUUUAUCAACGACAACAGGGCAUUACUGCUGUCUUUAGAAAGUACCAAAAGCGGCCUAUUGUGAAAAAUAUUUGGAAAAAGAGUGUAAUCGGAACACUUCUCAACAUUCAAGGCAAGACAAAGGAUGCUAUUAAUGCUCGUAUAGAUUUGGGCGUGAUGGCUAACAAGACGUAUUUGCCUCCUGCCUGCUACACUUUGUCGAGAAAAGAGAAAACAAGUUUUUGUGAGUGUUUAGAAAGUAUCAAAGUGCCGCAUGGUUACUCAUCAAAUGUCAAGAGGCUUGUAUCGGUUAAAGAUCUAAAAUUAGUUGGCUUAAAAUCUCAUGACAGUCAUGUCUUAAUGCAACAACUACUACCAGUGGCUAUUCGUGGGAUAUUGCCUAACAAUGCUAGGAAGACUAUAACUAGGUUGUGCUUGUUUUUCAAUUCAAUUUGUUGCAAAGCCAUUGAUCCAUUAAAGUUAGACGAUUUGGAAAAGGAGGCUACAAUUAUCUUGUGCCAAUUAGAGAUGUUUUUUCCUCCUUCAUUUUUUGACAUUAUGGUUCACUUGAUUGUUCAUCUAGUAAGGGAGAUUAGAUUAUGUGUUCCAAUUUUUUUACGGUGGAUGUAUCCAAUAGAGCGAUACAUGAAGAUCCUAAAAGGGUAUACCAAAAACCCACACCGCCCGGAAGCAUCGAUUAUUGAGAGGUACAUUGCAGAAGAAGCAAUUGAGUUUUGUUCUAACUAUUUGUCGGAAGUGAAUGUUGUAGGGGUUCCCAAGUCUCGUCAUGAUGGAAGACGUGAGGGUGUGGGUACACAAGGUUUAAAAAUCAAGAGCUUAAGUAUUGAUGUGGUUGUUCAAGCGCAUUUGUAUAUAUUGAAUAACAUGGAUGAAGUUCAACCUUACUUAUCUGCUCACAAAAGCAUCAUAAAGAAAAAGUACCCCAAGAUGAAUGAAAGAGGGUUGUUAAAAGAGUAUAAUAAGAGUUUCUCUGAGUGGUUUAAAGAAAAAAUUGCUAGUGAUGAUAGUGCUUCAAAAACAAUUAAGUGGUUGUCCUAUGAGCCUAAAUGUAACAUAAUAACUUGGAGUGGAUUUGAUAUUAAUAAAACUUCCUUUUAUACAAAUUCGAAGGAUGACCGUAGUACCACGCAAAAUAGUGGGGUUAUGAUUGUGGCCGAGUCCAUGCACUUCUCUAGUGCUAAAGAUAAAAACCCGGUUAUGGCAUCUACACCCUACUUUGGGGUGAUUGAAGAGAUUUGGGAAGUUGAUUAUGUUGUGUUUAAAGUUCUUGUAUUUAAAUGCAAAUGGGUUAAUAUCAAUAGUGGUGUAAGAAUUGAUGAAUUUGGAGUUACACUGGUUGAUCUUAGCAAGUUAGCUUAUGCGGACGAACCUUUCAUCAUGGCAUCUCAAGCAAAACAAGUUUUUUAUGUCACAGAUCCUUCUAAUAAAAGGUGGUCAGUUGUUCUACAAGGAAAGGUGCAUGAUAGUGAUGAAAAUCUAGAUACGAAUCUUGAUAUUUCCGAAACUCCUCCUUUCUCAACAAAUGUGCCUACCUUCAUUGAAGAAAAUGUAGAGGAUUAUGUGCUUGCUAUUCGCAUAGAUCAUGAAGAAGGGAUAUGGGAGAAUUAG